CGGUCCCUGGGCAGAAGUGCCGCCAUUAACCUGCCAACCGCCUGGAGCCCACCCUUCGACGCCCACCGCCCUCGCCGACCCCGAGAUCGCCCUAAGGCCUCCCCGGCCGCUGCCCUGUCCAGCCCGCGCUCCCGAGGCGCCUCAGCGUUCUCCAUGCUCCCCGCGCCCUCGCUGCCCGCCAUCGCGGCGGUCUCGCAGGUGCGCCUCAACUACCACCCGGCCUGUGAGGCCGCGGUCAACAGCCACAUCAACCUGGAGCUCCACGCCUCCUACGUGUACCUCUCCAUGGCCUUCUACUUCGACCGCGACGACGUGGCCCUGAAGCACUUCUCCCGCUACUUCCUGCGCCGGUCACACCAGGAGAGGGAGCGCGCGGAGAAGCUGAUGCGCCUGCAGAACCAGCGCGGGGGCCGCGUCUGCCUCUACGACGUCAAGAAGGCAGACAGCGACGACUGGGAGGGCGGGCUGCAGGCCAUCGCAUGCGCCGUCCACCUGGAGAAGAGCGUCAACCAGAGCCUCCUGGAGCGCACCAGCUGGCCACCAUCAAGGGCGACGCGCAGCUCUGCGACUUCCUGGAGAGCCACUACCUGCAGGAGGAGGUCGAGACCAUCAAGGAGCUGGGAAGCCACUUCACCAACCUGUGCAAGAUCGGGGCCCGGGACGCCGUCCUGGCCGAGUACCUCUUUGACAAGUUCACCCUGGGUGGCCGUGACAAGAAGAACUGAGCUGGGACUGUCCCCACAGCAACGGGUGCCUUCCCUGGGUCAGGCCACCAGCCUGGCGUGCAGAUUGCUCUUUCAGAAUGUUCACUUAAGUUUUUUCCUUUCAGUGUUACCAUUGUUUCCAAUAAAGUUAUCUGGUUCUUGAAACAGUAAA
Molecule: messenger RNA, 876 nt
Organism: Microcebus murinus (gray mouse lemur)
Lineage: Eukaryota; Metazoa; Chordata; Mammalia; Primates; Cheirogaleidae
Source: RefSeq, a predicted model, not a curated record